AUGACAGGAAGAAAAGUUGCAUUCGGCAGCGUUGAAAUUAUUGAAUUGCCUUACACAAUCGGUCAUGGACCAACAUCGGGUGCACCAGUUUCUCUUGGUUGGGACCUCAUCGAUCGAAGCUUGUUCAAUCUAGACUUCUUUGAGCACUUCAGACCACCAAGAAGGACAAGGCCAGCACUUCGUCUUAGUGCACAGAAGAGGAGAAAUCUACUGUUGAAAAAUGGUCACUCGAUAAACGAAAUUGAAUCAUGCGAAAUGGAAGCUUUGAGACUCCGAAAAGAAAGAAUCAUGUCCAUUCGUCUACAGCGCAAGAUCCAUGCAUGUGCACUCGAGAUGAAGCCAGUUGCACCAAAGGCAGCUUGA
Messenger RNA from Cylindrotheca closterium, 363 nucleotides. The record is from the annotation of a GenBank genome assembly. NCBI's taxonomy places the organism in Eukaryota, Bacillariophyta, Bacillariophyceae, Bacillariales, Bacillariaceae.